ACAGAAAUGUACAUAUUUAUCGUCUUUCUAGUUGUUUAAUGUUCUCCGCUUACGGACCGCACUUUCUGAAUUACCCUUAAGGAGAAUUUCCCCAACAAAGCGGAGGGUUUUACUUUUGCUUUGAAAACGUCACAAGGCUGGCGGACUGCGAAGCCGAGGUGACCCAGAAAGGCAGCGAACCGAACCCGAACGGAUCACGAGGAAACCCGACGCCGGGGAGCCGAAGAAACGGACGGCGGACCGAUCGGCAGCAGUUAUGGAAAGAACCGCAAAGCACUCUGGGACUAAGAGAAAAGACAAUAGCAAAGACCAGUGCCCCUCCUGCACUGGCAGACUCCAGCCUUGCCUGGACGGUGCAGGGCACCCCCUGCAGUACAUCCAGUGCACUGCGGGCGCCAGUUCCCACCGCUUCUGCCGCUCCUGCCUCUGCCCCUGGGCUCCCUCCUGUGAUGCCCCCUCCGAGAGCUGCAGCAAUGGCUCCUGCCAGCUGGUGGCCACGCUCCUCAGCUGCAACACGGUGACGGACACCAAGAGCCGCGUCUUCGGCUGCCCCCUCUUCCGGGCCUGUCCCAAAUGCCACAGCCUGAUCAUGCACGAUUCCGGCUGCAAGUAUGUCACAUGUCGACCCUGCCGCCACCGGUUCUGCUUCAUAUGCCUGCAGCGCAGCCGAGAGUGCAGGAAAACAACAGAGCUCUACUGGUCGAGAGCAUGCAAUAAGCCCCGGGCAGCCAGGCAGACGUUUGUCACAAAAAGUCACUAAUGCACGUGGACAUCGGCUUCCAUUGUCUUGCGGUAAUGGCAGGGUAGAAGAGAGAGAGCAAACAACCUCCAGUGCUACAACAUUUAAAUUCGGCAGAUCAUUUGCGUAACGAACUGCAAGGCCUCUCAAAAGCUCGACGCUACCACCUAGAGGCACAAGACACCUUGAGAAAUGACCCAAUAUCAGUCACCGCUUCAGUGGUAUUAUUCUUUAAAACAUUUUAAAUCAUAUUGUGAAAACAAUACUAUAAUACAAUAAAAUAAAUAGAUUGAUUGUUGAUUGCAAUAUCAACAGCUGGCUGAAAAAAAAUAAUUUUAGAUGGCAAUUUUUUUUAAUCAUCUAUAUUAAAAGGAAUCAUAGGGAUUGAGGUUAAUUAGAACAAGGGCUUGCUUUGCUCUUGUCCAAAUGAACACUAAUUUACAAAUCAGCAGCUUGGGAGUCCAUUCUGAAAUGUGAUCUGCUAUAUUGACCAAGACUUUUGAGGCUCACCGUUGGUAGACAGUCUUUGCAACAUCUGGAACAUCUCAGACAUCAAAUCCAUCAGUCCAUCGUCAACAACUCAACUUCGGCCAAAACAGGACGCCUGAACUGUCUCUGGGUCGUGGGAGCACACCGGAGAGUUCACCAUUACCUCAAAUACCGGUGUAUUCAACUGCAUGUCAUACGACAAGUUAAGUCUCCUCUUCCAAGCCAUCUCAAUGGUUGUAAGUGCAUAACCAGGUUUUGUCAGCAGGGGGCACCACACCUGGGGUACAGGUGCACCAGUCUUCAGCUGCAGAGUUUUCCUCAUUCCACCUAAAGCCAGUCUUCAGCUGCAGAGUUUUCCUCAUUCCACCUAAAGCCAGUCUUCAGCUGCAGAGUUUUCCUCAUUCCACCUAAAGCCAGUCUUCAGCUCAGUGCUGUACUUGUGUUUCAUUUGAUAGGCAAAACCUGGAAUCUUCAGGGCAGA
This is a messenger RNA of Paramormyrops kingsleyae, 1709 nucleotides long. RefSeq names its product probable E3 ubiquitin-protein ligase RNF144A. NCBI's taxonomy places the organism in Eukaryota, Metazoa, Chordata, Actinopteri, Osteoglossiformes, Mormyridae. The record is from RefSeq and is a predicted model, not a curated record.